Messenger RNA from Rotaria sp. Silwood2, 354 nucleotides. The record is from the annotation of a GenBank genome assembly. NCBI's taxonomy places the organism in Eukaryota, Metazoa, Rotifera, Eurotatoria, Philodinida, Philodinidae.
AUGAGUGAUGUAGCCGAAAGUUGGCAAGUACCGCUUUCAGAUGGUGUUCAUAAAAUAGAGUUUGAAUAUGGUACAACGUCUGGUAAACGUGUAAUUCGCGUUGACAAUAAAGAAGUUCUUCUUCAUGAUUGCCUUUUUAAACUUGUUGAUACACUUGAUCUAUGGGUUAAUAGUCAACGUAUUGAAGCUGAUGCCACAUUUUCAGAUGAAGGAGGUGAAAUAGUUUUUGACAUUGGAGGUCAUCAAGUAAAUGUAAAAGCUAUUUCAUCAGGUAAUCCUCGUUUGGGAAUUAACCAUGUUUUGUUUGUUGAUGAAGUUGAAGUGUCACAAGAAAGUGGAUAUGAUAACAGCUAA